Messenger RNA from Scedosporium apiospermum, 222 nucleotides. RefSeq lists its product as uncharacterized. The coding region runs from base 1 to 222 and encodes 73 amino acids. The record is from RefSeq and is a predicted model, not a curated record. Gene Ontology annotation, biological process: mitochondrial respiratory chain complex IV assembly. Gene Ontology annotation, cellular component: mitochondrial intermembrane space. Gene Ontology annotation, molecular function: copper ion binding; copper chaperone activity. The transcript is spliced from 2 exons. Lineage: Eukaryota; Fungi; Ascomycota; Sordariomycetes; Microascales; Microascaceae.
AUGCGAUCCACAGCUCCUGCGGCUCCCGCGCCGAUCCAGGCCGUUGCUUCCCCGAACGCGGAUACCACUUCGAAGCCCAAGCCUUGCUGCGUGUGCAAGGACGAGAAGUCCGUACGAGACGAAUGCAUGCUCAUGUCGAAGGCUGCGAACCCCGAAGAGGACUGUCAGACGACGAUACAACAAUACCGAGCCUGUAUGGAAACUUUCGGGUUUAAGGUAUAA